Molecule: messenger RNA, 1169 nt
Organism: Sus scrofa (pig)
Lineage: Eukaryota; Metazoa; Chordata; Mammalia; Artiodactyla; Suidae
Gene: C2H5orf63
Product: chromosome 2 C5orf63 homolog
Source: RefSeq, a predicted model, not a curated record
CGGAAGUGCCGGGCGCCGGGCGGAAGCGGCGACAAGGGCGGCGGAGACGCAGAUGCCUGGUUCUAUCAUACUCUUAAGUACACAAAGGCAAGGCAGAGGAACUAACAACACUGCAGCUUGCUGCUGCAGGAUCACGUGAGCUUGGAGAUUGGGUGUGCGAAAGGAUUCUUUGUACAAAUAGGAAUUCUGGCCAGUGAAGGUCAGUUUCUCUGCUCGAGCGAGAACAAUGUUGUUUCCCUUCUAAUCAGAUGCACACAGCGACUGAAGAAUCCAGGAGCCCCACGUUUUAUUUGUCUUGGGUGCAACUAAGACCACAUGCUGUGUUUUGUCAUGUUGGAAAUACGGAAGCAGGUUUCCACUAAUUAAGAUGCUCUGGUUUCAAGGAAAGAGCAUGCAACUUGCCCAAUACUCCUUUCAACUCCUCCGGAGAAAUCUCUCUGCUUCUAAGACUGCUCUGCCUGUGCUGACCUUAUUCACAAAGGAUCCAUGCCCCCUUUGUGAUGAAGCCAAGGAAGUACUGGAGCCUUAUAAAAACAGGUUUAUUUUACAGGAGGUGGACAUCACACUUCCAGAAAACUCUGCUUGGUAUGAAAGGUACAAAUUUGACAUCCCUGUCUUUCAUUUGAAUGGCCAGUUUCUGAUGAUGCAUCGAGUGAACAUCUCAAAACUUGAAAAACAGCUCCAGAAACUUGAGCAGCAAGGUGCCGAAGGCUGAUGAACGCCCUCGUGAUUUUCUACCCGCUCUGUCAGGAAGGCAUUUCCCUGUGGCCUCAUAGUCCUUUUGUCACUUUCAUGCAGCUCAAAGGAUGUUCUGCCAUCAGUGGUACCAAAUAAAUGGUGAUCUUCCUCUUCUGAUGAAUCGAAGUACCAAUAUGGGAACUGUUUACCUGUUGGCAUUUUAUAAAAUGAGAGAGCAUUUGGCAGGGAGGGGAUGAUGGAGGGCAGGAGAAAUCCACUUGUUUUCUUUAUUUCUCUCUUUUGUAUUAAUAUGGAAGCAUUUCACAUUCACUGGCUGGAGCCAUUUAUAGAAGAAGGCUCUGUGUCCCUGCUGCUACCCUAAGGGCUUAACUUUUUAAUGAAAGAAUAAAUGUUCUUCCACUUGGUAGAUAAAGUGAAAUGUGAAUUGUUAAUAACUGUGCACAGUCAAUAAAAGGAUGUUUUAACAAAUA